This is a messenger RNA of Vicia villosa (hairy vetch), 963 nucleotides long. RefSeq lists its product as uncharacterized. The transcript has 2 exons. The record is from RefSeq and is a predicted model, not a curated record. Bases 1 to 963 code for a protein of 320 amino acids. Lineage: Eukaryota; Viridiplantae; Streptophyta; Magnoliopsida; Fabales; Fabaceae.
AUGAGUGUGACGUGCAUCAAGUUUGAGAAUGGACUACGUCUAGAGAUCAAGCAGGGUAUUGGGUAUCUUGAGAUUCACCAACUUCCUGUGCUAUUGAAUAAGUGUAGGAUUUAUGAUCAGGAUACUAGAGCCAAAUCUUCUUUUUAUAAGAGUUAUAAUGAGAAGAAAGACAAGAAACAAGAUUGUGGUAAGUCGUAUAGUACUCCUACUGACAAAGGGAAACAAAGAGUUUCUGAUGAGAAUAAGCCAAGUGGGGGAGGAGCUCUUGCUUCGACCAGGUGCUUUAAGUGUGGUGAGUUAGAUCAUCGUGCCAACGAUUAUACCAAUAAAGAGCCGAAGAAGGAUACUACUACUGCUUAUACUAAUGGUAGAGUGUUCGCUUUAAGUGGUUUAGAAGAUUCUAAGAAGGACAACUUGAUUCGAGGUACUUAUUUUAUUAACAAUGUUGAGUUGGUUGCUAUUAUUGAUACUGGUGCUACUCAGUUGUUUAUUUCGAUUAGAUGUGCUACUAUGAUGGGUUUGAAAUUGUCUUUUAUGAGUGGGAGUAUGGUGAUUGAUACUCUAGCUAAUGGUUUUAUAACUAUUGCGCUAGUCUAUUUGAGUUUCCCUUUGACCAUUUAUGGUAAGAGUUUCAUGAUGGAUUUGUUGUGUUUACCCUUGCACCAAAUUGAUGUUAUUCUUGGAAUGAACUGGUUGGAGUUCAACUAUGUUCAUAUCAAUUGCUACAGUAAGACUAUGAGGUACCCAGAGUUUGGUGACGGUGGAGAGCUGAUGUUUUUAUCUGCUAAGCAAGUAGAUGGACUUUUAGAAGAUGAAACUCAAAUGUUUGCAAUAUUUUCGGCAUUGCAUAUUGAACGUGAAGUUGUCAGUGUUGAGUUACUUGUUGUCUAUGAAUUUCCAGAGGUGUUUCGAGAUGACAUCAGUGAUUUACCUCUAGAGCGUGAGGUGGAGUUUGCUAUAUAA